GUGGCAGUGGAGACGUUCCGGUCCCCUUAGGUCUGCACCCGGGACUCCGGUCAGAGCGCGGGAUCCGGGACGUUCCCGCGCCAGGGGUGGGGCGGGGAGCCGGGGAGCGCGGAAAAGAAAAUUGACCGUGGUGGUAACAGACGAGGACCCGGAGCAGAGAGCCGCUGGUAGAGUUGCAGUGACCUGUCCACACCGCUGGCAGCGAACCUGAGGCCAGGCUCCACCGUCUCCCUGCGUCCACACCCUUUCCCUGCCCCCCGCCGGUGGGUCCUUUCUGGCAAGGAGCUCACAGUCGAGCCACAGAGACAGGAGGAGCCUAAGGAGAAGAAGGACAAUCUCUGUCACCUCGGGACUCCGGGACGAUGCAGACUCCGCUAACCAGUCCUGUGCCUGUGCUCCGGCUCCCCCGGGGCCCUGAUGGCUUGAGCCGAGGCUUUGCCCCCGAUGGACGCAGGGCCCCCCUGAAGCCAGAGGUUCUUGAAACCCUGCAGUCUCCCAUAGUUUACGAAUGUCGGGAAUUCCAGGAGCAGCGGGCCCGAGCUGCCCUGCGGGAGCGCUACCUCCGUAGCCUGCUGGCCAUGGUGGGUCGCCAGGUCAGCUUCACCUUGCACGAGGGUGUGCACGUGACUGCCCACUUUGGAGCCACUGACCUGGACGUGGCCAACUUCUACGUGUCACAGCUGCAGACUCCGAUAGGUGUGCAGGCUGAGGCACUGCUCCGGUGUAGUGAUAUUAUUGCAUACACCUUCAAGCUCUAAAGACACUAUCGUGGUCACCUUCUGCAUUAGGCCUGGCCACAGAUUCCCAGGCCUCCAACUGUUCAGAUCUCUGGGCCUCCUAAAGUUUGGAACUCCCUUAGAAUUUCGAGCCAAGCUCCAAGCAACCCUGGCUUUUUGGGACCUCCGGGGUCUGGUCAGUAAAAUUCUGCAACCCUAGGAGUUCUGGAUCCCGUUGAAAAGACUGCUCUACCUCACAGAAUUCUGGACUGUAAGAAAUGUGGACUUCAUGUCAGUUUCUAAAGACUGGGGGGGCGGUGUAUGGAGAGGGAGGUGGCAGUCAGUUGGAAUAAAGGCAAAUUGCAGAGUGGGAAA
Messenger RNA from Pteropus alecto (black flying fox), 1091 nucleotides. RefSeq names its product gem nuclear organelle associated protein 7 (gene GEMIN7). Bases 363 to 758 code for a protein of 131 amino acids. Gene Ontology annotation, molecular function: RNA binding. The record is from RefSeq and is a predicted model, not a curated record. Gene Ontology annotation, cellular component: SMN-Sm protein complex. The transcript is spliced from 4 exons. Lineage: Eukaryota; Metazoa; Chordata; Mammalia; Chiroptera; Pteropodidae. Gene Ontology annotation, biological process: spliceosomal snRNP assembly.